CAACACAACUGUAUGUUCUUUGGAAGAGAAGUGUUUUACUAAGAUGCACAUCUUGGGCUUCCUUCUUGCCUUCAUCACUGCCAUCACCUUAUCCAAUGCCCAAUGUUACUUUGAACCAAAAAAAGAAAAGUCCAGGAAAGGCUGCCUUAAGGAUGGAAAGAUGUAUGCCAUUGAUGCGUCCUGGUAUACUAAGGAGUGCCUUCUGUGCCAUUGUACCCACAAACACAUAACCUGUUGCAAUGUGGCCAUCACCCCUGCUGUUUAUGACAAACUGCAUUGCAACAGCAUUUUUUAUUCUGAAACCUGCAGUUACAAGCUGGUUGAAAAGAUUAACCCUUUUAUGCACUGUGAUGCUGAGAGCUGGAUGGUUUAGUAACAAGUCCCUUCUCUUACUCAAGCACACGUCUUUUAUUUGCAACAUCUGCUUUACAAUUUGGGGCAUGACCAGAUAUGGAGCAAAUUAUUUCCUAAACCCAAGGAGAUGUUCUAAGCAGCGCUGGCUCAUUUAUCUGUUAAUGCAUCAAAAAAU
This is a messenger RNA of Alligator sinensis (Chinese alligator), 529 nucleotides long. RefSeq names its product beta-microseminoprotein. Lineage: Eukaryota; Metazoa; Chordata; Crocodylia; Alligatoridae. The transcript is spliced from 4 exons. The record is from RefSeq and is a predicted model, not a curated record. Bases 44 to 373 code for a protein of 109 amino acids.